AUGCAAGACACAUUUGUGGAUGACAUACUCACGGGGGCUGAUACCCCAGAAGCAGCUUUAGUGCAGCAAUCACAAUUAAUUGCUCUAUGCAACCAAGGCCAAUUUCAACUUCGGAAAUGGGCCAGCAACUCUCCUGUGAUCCUUCAGGCUGUAUCGAAAGAUGAGCGCUCCAUGUCAUCUGAUGUAUUAUUCGACGAUGAGCUGGAGGCUGGGCUGAAAAUCCUCGGGAUGCAAUGGAAUCCAAAACUUGAUCAUUUCUCUUACACCUUUCAGUGUCCAAAUGCAAGUACAACGAAACGUUCGAUCCUCUCGGAUCUUGCACGCAUUUUCGAUCCUCUCGGUUUUCUCUCACCUGUCACCUUUUUGGCAAAACACAUGAUGCAGUUACUAUGGACAUCAGGAAUCGGAUGGGACGAUCCCAUUCCCGAACAGGUGCACACAAUGUGGCAGCGGUACCAAGGUGAAAUUCAAUGCAUACAAAAUCUGAAGAUUCCCCGACGACUUACCACGGAAGGAGAAACUCAGUAUGAACUCCACGUCUUCUCAGACAGUUCCGAAAAGGGUUAUGCGGCCGCAGUGUACCUACGUUGCGAUUCUGGAAACCGCGUUUAUUGCAACCUCGUCACGGCAAAAUCCAAGGUGUCACCUCUGAAACGAGUGACUAUUCCACGAUUAGAAUUGUGCGGUGCAGUGUUGGCAGCUCAACUGUUGCAUUAUGUGUAUGAACUUCUCAAACAACUACUUUCCAUCAACGCCAUGCACGCCUGGACUGAUUCAACGACCACUCUCGCCUGGAUUCAAUCAUCUCCACAUCGAUGGGCUACGUUUAUUGCAAACAGAACCAGCCAGAUCCAGAGCCUCACACCACCAUCACUCUGGCGAUAUGUUCCAACCAGCGAAAAUCCGGUAGACUGCGCGUAUCGUGGACUCUACCCUACUGAACUCCUGAAACAUCCAAUGUGGUGGAAUGGACCUGCGUUCCUGGUUCAAGAUCACAAUACAUGGCCCUUAUGUUCUGCUACGGCCGUCACAGACCUUGAAGCACGACCCACAGUCCUCGUGACAACCCGGACCAACACCAUUUUCGACCGUCUCUUCUGUCGAUUUUCGUCAUUACAAAAGAUCAUUCGCAUCAUCGCAUAUUGUAAACGGGUCUUUGCGAACAUCAAACCCGACAGAAUCGACCCAUCAACCACCGAACUAAGUAACGCACUGGAGGUCAUUAUACUCGCCGUACAAAGCCAAGCGUUCGGUGACGAACUUACGCAACUCCGCGAUCCUACUCACAAAGGUGUUAGCAAGUUACGUGGCUUGAAUCCAUUUGUUGACAACCGUGGAAUUCUACGAGUUGGAGGUCGUCUGGUUCACGCUGAUCUUCCGUGUGAGCAGAAGCACCCUAGUCUUCUCCCGAGGACACAUCGAUUUACUCACUUGCUAAUUGACGACACCCAUCGUCAGCACAAGCACCCGGGGGCUACAACACUACAAUCCAUCAUCCAGCAACAGUAUUGGAUUGUAGCCAGUCGUCAAGUUAUUAAAUCUCGUUUACGUCACUGUAUUGCCUGCUACAGAACUCGUCCUCGAGGAGUCCAGCCCGUAAUGGGAAAUUUGCCAAAAUUCCGUUUACAGCAAAUAAAGCCAUUCACCGCAGUCGGGGUCGACUACGCUGGUCCAAUCAUGUUAAAACCAUCAACAACGCGCAGCACUGUACCAUGCCAAGCAUACAUAUGCCUCUUCGUCUGCAUGGCAACCAAAGCGCUACAUCUUGAACUCGCCUCAGACUUGUCCACUGAGACUUUUCUGAUGGCCUUUAGUCGUUUUAUUUCACGCCGAGGCCCAAUACAACAGAUACACAGUGACUGUGGAACCAACUUUGUAGGCGCCUCCAAGUUGUUUGAAACAGUUGAUCAAUUCACGCAAUCCGCUGAACACCAGGAAAAGUGUAGAAGCUUUCUCACAGCGCGGAACAUCAGCUGGCACUUCAAUCCACCAUCCACACCUCACUUCCCCAGAUAG
This is a messenger RNA of Myzus persicae (green peach aphid), 2016 nucleotides long. RefSeq lists its product as uncharacterized. The coding region runs from base 1 to 2016 and encodes 671 amino acids. The record is from RefSeq and is a predicted model, not a curated record. The transcript has a single exon. Lineage: Eukaryota; Metazoa; Arthropoda; Insecta; Hemiptera; Aphididae. Gene Ontology annotation, molecular function: nucleic acid binding.